This is a messenger RNA of Eruca vesicaria subsp. sativa (arugula), 621 nucleotides long. The record is from the annotation of a GenBank genome assembly. NCBI's taxonomy places the organism in Eukaryota, Viridiplantae, Streptophyta, Magnoliopsida, Brassicales, Brassicaceae.
AUGGCUCUUUACAACAUAUUACUCUCCGACAUGAAAUCCGGCCGGUGCUCCGACACGGCGGAGGUCCGAUUACUCCGAUUCUGGGAAGCUCGGAACGUGAGGAAAGGUGGCGAAUUGAUGAGUGUGGACAUGCUGUUUGUAGAAACUGAUGCAACCGUGAUGUUCCGGGAUCGCCUCACUGAAGGAUCAGUGUACACAUUGAGUGGGUUUGACGUUGUCCAGAGUGGCCCCAACUUCCGUUUAUGUGAUGCUCCUCUGAUGAUACGGUUCAACGAUGGCACGAGCUUUGACAAGAAAUUGAACCCUGAUAGACCAAUACCUACUGAGUCUUUCCGGUUCAUGCUCUAUAGUCGUUUGAUUGAACUUGCAAACACAGGGAAACAGCUUCCUGACAUAAUUGGGAAGGUGAAUGCUAUCAGGAGCACGAUCACUGACCGCAUACCAGGGGCGCAGCGUGUCAUGCUUACCUUGCAUCUUGAGAGUGGGGAAAACGUUUGUGUUAGUAUGUUUGACUCUAUGGCUCUUGUGUUUCAUACCAAGUUUGACAGCCAUAAGAAAGAGCCAAGAAUAGUCAUAGCCACAAGCAUCAAUCCAAAGAUUGUUGGGGGUAUGCUCUUCUAA